CUAAUCCGCCUAUUGCACCAGAGAAACGGCAAGCGUGACACAAAAGAGGCGGAGGCAAGGGGGAGGCGAUGCAAGGCCACCUUAACUAACAGAGGGCGGGCAGAGCCAUUUUAAAAAGUUGCAGAGAGACAGGGAGGUGGGCAAGUGUGUGUGUGUGAGCGCAUGCUCGCUGCAAUCUACAUCCGCGCCCUCUCCUCUCCUCUCCUCUCUCCGGGGCUGCGAGUUCAGUUUCAUGGAUAUUUUCUCCCCGAUGUGUAUAUAAUCUCAAUUUUUUUUUAAAUUAUUAUAAGCCAAGGAGUUGUGUUGGGGAGAAAAACCUUUUCUCUCUCUCUCUUGUUCCCCGAGAAGAUGAAAAAUGAAGGCAUUGGAAGGGAUGAGUGCGGAAGCGAUCGGGUGAGGUUGUGAAUCGAGGCGUUUGUUGCAAUUUGUGGACUUUGUAUCAAAGGGCCUUGUAUCAACGUUCCAUUGAAACUACACGUCCCAUUGAUCGCCGGCCGGCAUUGCAUCUCUGGCUACAUAUUGUGCGGCUUCACUUGACUCCUCUUAUCCCCACAACCCCCCCCCAUAUUCCCCUCCCUUCCCUUCCUCACCCUCCCUACCCCCUCCCGUCCCCCCCUCCCGUCCGCCGCACCGAAGAUGGGCAACGCGUUCGCCAAGAUCUUCGGCAGCAAGGAGAUGAGGAUACUGAUGCUGGGCUUGGACGCGGCGGGCAAGACCACCAUCCUGUACAAGCUGAAGCUGGGCCAGUCCGUCACCACCAUCCCCACGGUGGGCUUCAACGUGGAGACGGUCACCUACAAGAACGUGAAGUUCAACGUGUGGGACGUGGGCGGACAGGACAAGAUCAGGCCGCUGUGGAGGCACUACUACACGGGCACGCAGGGGUUAAUCUUCGUGGUGGACUGUGCCGACCGCGAUCGCAUCGACGAGGCGAAGCAGGAGCUGCAUCGGAUCAUCAAUGAUCGCGAGAUGAGGGAUGCUAUCAUCCUGAUUUUCGCUAACAAACAAGACCUGCCCGAUGCCAUGAAACCGCACGAAAUCCAGGAGAAACUGGGCCUGACCAGGAUCAGAGACAGGAAUUGGUAUGUGCAGCCCUCAUGCGCCACCUCAGGAGACGGCCUCCACGAAGGACUCACCUGGCUAAAUUCAAAUUACAAAUCUUAACCAGACGAGACGCCCAGCAUUGCAAUCUCUUUCCUUGGUCUGCUUUGGUUGAAUGAAAUCUUUUAAGAAGAAGGAGGAGGAGGAGAAGAAGAAGAAGAAGAAAAAAAAAAACUUAACUUGUACAAGACACACAAGUUUACUUUAAUGAAAACAUUUCUGUUUUGUUUUGGGGAGGGGUGAGACUGAGAGGACAUUCUCUAACCAAUUGUCGAAUUCAUUCCAGCUCGGGUCUGGUUGGUGUUCGAGGUGAUAUUAAGAGGGGGCGGAGGGAGGGAGGGAGGUAGGGGUUGUGAUAUAUGCACACAGGCUAUGCAAUGGUGGGGUGGGGGGAGGGGGGGAGAUAGCCCUUACAGCGUUACCGCUCGGCUUCCAAACUUCUAACCCCCCCCUCCCAACUAUAUUUCAUUAAACGCCCUCCACACUAUGUUAUGCAACGAGGAAUCAGUCGGAGAGGCCCCCAUUUCUCCAUCCCCCCCCCACUAACCCUGACCUUAAUCAGAUCAUCAAUCUCAUAGAUCCAUCAUGCCUUUUUCAAUUGGAAAGAUUCUGUACUGUAACACGGCAGCUUUGGUGCUGUGGGUUCAAGGCCUGUGAGGGGUGUGUGUGUGUGUGAUGGGGCAGCUUGGUUACUUUAAUGACAGAUUUGUAAAAAUGAGUUAUUUCUACCGAGGGGUGAUGUUAUCAAGAUCUCUCUUUCGUAAAUUGCCUUGUUUUUGAUGAA
This is a messenger RNA of Amblyraja radiata (thorny skate), 1885 nucleotides long. Its product is annotated as ADP-ribosylation factor 6-like. Gene Ontology annotation, molecular function: GTPase activity; GTP binding. NCBI's taxonomy places the organism in Eukaryota, Metazoa, Chordata, Chondrichthyes, Rajiformes, Rajidae. The transcript has a single exon. The record is from RefSeq and is a predicted model, not a curated record. The coding region runs from base 637 to 1164 and encodes 175 amino acids.